CUCAUCACGGAGGCCGUUAGUUUUCGUGUCGAGGCCUGCGAGAAACUCACGCAGGGAGCUUUCAAGAAAAGUUGUCCCGCGGAGGAAAACCGGCUUUUUUUUUUGAUUCUUCGUCCGCAUUUGCUGCUUCAUCCUUUGCUUUUGGUGAACAACAGACUGACGAUGUCGUUCGUCCCGGGACAACCUGUGACCGCUGUUGUGGAAAGAAUCGAGAUCCAGAAGUUGUCUCAAGGACCAAACCUGGUUCUUGGCUUCUGCAUCGGAGGAGGAAUCGACCAGGAUCCGGGACAGAACCCGUUUUCUGAUGACAAAGCAGAUAAAGGCAUCUAUGUGACCCGGGUCUCACCAGGAGGACCGGCAGAUGUGGCGGGCUUAAAGAUAGGCGACAAAAUCAUGCAGGUGAACGGUUGGGAUAUGACCGUCGUGACUCAUGACCAGGCUCGGAAAAAACUGACCAAGAAGAACGAGCACGUGGUCCGGCUGCUGGUCACCAGGAAGACCCUGGAGGAGGCGGUGAAGCAGUCCAUGAGCAGACCCGGACCGAGCCCAGCACCGAGCCCGUUUGGUACGGCAGACACGACUGCGCUGCGGCCGCUUGGUGGUGACGGAGCCAAACCGCAGUCAGAUCAGACGCUCUUUCAGUUCUGUUCAACGGGGGAAAAAUGGGAUGAAAGAAAGAUGACCUUCAACUAACAAACUCCAACAAACCUUUUCAGAAUAAUCUUCUACAUCAACCGUUUAUGAAACACUAAUUUUUGAUAAACACUUCAAAGAAAACUUUUCAGGUUCAUCAACACUGUAAUAAUAAUAAUGUAGUGUUUUAUUGCAGAAGCUGGCAAUAAAAUGCAACGGAGAAGGAAUCUGAAACAUUUGACCAAAGGCUGAACAACAUUUCUGUGUUUUCCUGUUAAACUUUACUUCAAGGCAUCAAUAUUUACUACUUUUUUAUGGGUAAAACUACUAAAUAAUGUUUCUAAUUUUGUAUCAAUCAUAUUUUUUAGCUUUAAACAAAACUGUUGUUAUAUUCUGUUUGUUCUGUGAGGUCUCAGGAGUGGCCAUUGCUGUUCUACUUUGUUAAAAAAAAAAUCCGAUUUUUUUUUUUGUUUGAAAACUUCUAUAAAAUCUGAAUGUAAAAAAAGCUUCAAGAAAAACAAUCAAAUGGUUGAUUUGUUUUCUGCAAUUCUUGUUCUUCUUUGUCAUAUGGAUUUAUUCAAAUAAACCGAGCUGAAAAUCAA
Molecule: messenger RNA, 1235 nt
Organism: Oryzias latipes (Japanese medaka)
Lineage: Eukaryota; Metazoa; Chordata; Actinopteri; Beloniformes; Adrianichthyidae
Gene: tax1bp3
Product: Tax1 (human T-cell leukemia virus type I) binding protein 3
Biological process (GO): embryo development; establishment or maintenance of epithelial cell apical/basal polarity; cell-cell adhesion
Cellular component (GO): adherens junction; postsynaptic density; basolateral plasma membrane
Molecular function (GO): protein kinase binding
Source: RefSeq, a predicted model, not a curated record